GGACGGUGGGCGAAUGAAAGAAGCAAAGCACCUACCUGCCAUUUGCGACAAUUCCAGAGAAGAAGAAAAUAGUGAGAGAGUAGAGACUACUAGGCACAGACAGAUUAGUGAGAGAGAAAGUGUGUAAGGCUUCAAGCUUCAAUCGUUCAAUCUCUUGCCAUGGCUUGGUUGACGCGAUUCCUAGCAGCCGUGGCUUUCUUGGCCAUCGGAGUGAUAUUCUCCCCGGAGACCUUUGGAUCGAAAUCGGACGGUCUGAAAUCGCCCACCCUCUCCACCUACCUAAAGCUGGCUCAUCUGCUCUGCUUCUCCACCGCAUUCGGCGCCGCUCUCUGGGUCACCUUCAUCGGCGGCAUCAUCAUGUUCAAGAAUCUUCCGCGGCAUCAGUUCGGGAAUCUUCAGAGCAAGAUGUUUCCGGCUUAUUUCACCAUGGUUGGGAUAUGCCUUGCAGUAUCAGCUGGGUCGUUUGGGUAUUUGCAUCCGUGGAGCUCUUCCUCUGUUACCGACAAGUACCAGCUCGGCUUUUUGCUCUCUUCCUUUGCUUUCAAUCUCACCAAUCUCUUCGUCUUCACUCCCAUGACUAUCGAGAUGAUGAAGCAAAGGCAUAAGGUGGAGAGGGAGCAGAACAUUGGGGAAGAAGUUGGAGGGUCAAAGAAUGUGCAAGUUGCAAAGGUAAACCCAAAACUGGCAGCCAUGAAUAAGAAGUUUGGUAUGAUUCACGGACUGUCAUCUCUUGCCAACAUCUUGGCAUUUGGCAGCCUUGCUAUGCACUCGUGGUACUUGGCUGGUAAACUUGAUCUGUAAGAAAAUAAAACCCCAACUUCCCCUUCGCUAUGUUGGUUUUCUUCUCGGUUUCAGAAAGUAAAACACUUACGAUUCAUGUUGGAAGCAUAUUGUGUUGUGCCAUUGGCCAUCGGAGAUGUGAGUUUUCUAUCCAAGAUGAUAUAUAUGCUUUUGUUUUGGUAGGCAAUUUUUGUUUGUGGGAAUCUGAUCGGAAAUUUGUUCUGGCCGCCCACCGAUGGUGUGGCAUCUUUCAGUGAUGAAUAGAUGUUAUGGCCAUCGAAAAUGUGUUCUUGCUGCGUAUAGCAUCUUUUAGUGAUGAAUAAAUGUGACUGAGUCAAUGUAGCACUGAUUCCAAA
Messenger RNA from Malus domestica (apple), 1136 nucleotides. RefSeq lists its product as uncharacterized. Lineage: Eukaryota; Viridiplantae; Streptophyta; Magnoliopsida; Rosales; Rosaceae. The record is from RefSeq and is a predicted model, not a curated record.